This is a messenger RNA of Pongo pygmaeus (Bornean orangutan), 4425 nucleotides long. It is a transcript of the gene SYNDIG1, whose product is annotated as synapse differentiation inducing 1. The transcript is spliced from 4 exons. Bases 212 to 904 code for a protein of 230 amino acids. NCBI's taxonomy places the organism in Eukaryota, Metazoa, Chordata, Mammalia, Primates, Hominidae. The record is from RefSeq and is a predicted model, not a curated record. Gene Ontology annotation, biological process: positive regulation of synapse assembly; synaptic vesicle clustering. Gene Ontology annotation, cellular component: postsynaptic density membrane; synaptic vesicle membrane; intracellular membrane-bounded organelle.
GGGAGGGCAGAGGAGGAGAGAGCCUGGCAGCGGAGGAGCAGAGGCGGGCGCCGCACCGCCCCGCACGCUCGCUCGCUCGGGAGACUCGCGAGCGGCCGCUUGGGCGCACUUGCCGGGUCACCUUGUCCCGGAGGAGAAAUGGGUUCCCUGAGACAAGUGUAACCUACAUGCCCAGCCCGCCAGCCUGACACCCAGCCGGGGAGAGAGGACCAUGGAUGGCAUCAUUGAACAGAAGAGCAUGCUGGUGCACAGUAAAAUCAGUGAUGCUGGCAAGAGGAAUGGUUUAAUUAACACCAGAAACUUGAUGGCCGAGAGCAGAGAUGGUCUGGUGUCUGUUUACCCAGCGCCCCAGUACCAGAGCCACCGGGUGGGGGCCAGCACAGUGCCGGCCAGCCUGGACAGCAGCAGGAGUGAGCCAGUGCAGCAGCUGCUGGACCCCAACACCCUGCAGCAGUCGGUGGAGUCCCGCUACCGGCCCAACAUCAUCCUCUAUUCAGAGGGCGUGCUGCGCUCCUGGGGGGAUGGUGUGGCUGCCGACUGCUGCGAGACCACCUUCAUCGAGGACCGGUCGCCCACCAAAGACAGCCUCGAGUACCCCGAUGGGAAGUUCAUCGACCUCUCAGCUGAUGACAUAAAAAUCCACACCCUGUCCUACGACGUGGAGGAGGAGGAGGAGUUCCAGGAGCUGGAGAGCGACUACUCGAGUGACACAGAGAGUGAGGACAAUUUCCUCAUGAUGCCCCCGCGAGACCACCUGGGCCUCAGUGUCUUCUCCAUGCUCUGCUGCUUCUGGCCUCUGGGCAUCGCAGCCUUCUACUUGUCCCAUGAGACCCUGCUUCCUCCAGAGCUGCUGUGGAGACCAGAAUCUGGGAGCCUGGGCUGGAGUUUGUCAAGCUGGUGGUGAUGGGAAGAGCCACAGACCCCAGGCAGUGGACUGAUGUGGCCUGCAUAAAGUUGCCCAUUGGAAAGGCCAGGACAGAGCAAGCAGUUCGUGAGCUUGAAAGACAGCAAGGCUGAGGGACACUGAGACACAGGAGGUGAGUCUGAUAUUUCUCCCUCUGGAAGCAAAAGCAUCAACUGAGAGUCACCUCAGCAUGCAAGAAUCAGAGCAGCACCUUAGCCCCUCCAUAGCUUUGGUGCCCUCAUCAGAAAGCAUAGAAGACUGCCUUUCCUCCUAGGACUCAAGGAGGUCAAAACUGCAGCAUAGAGGUGCAUUCUGGUCCACACCACCUCACAUCGAAUGACAAUUUGGGUUAUAUAAUAAGCUGACAUCAAUCGUUUUUUCAGAGUGCAACCUGUGUUAGCCAAAUUGGAACCCAUGUUAAAGAGGGUAAUAACAUUCUCACCAGGACAGCCCUGUUUUGAGUGCGGCAGGGGCCUGUUUGGGUGUCAGCGGCAAGCCUUCCCUGGCCACAGCUCCAGUUCUCUAUUGAGCCAAGAAAUGCGCUGCUGCAGACAGGCACUGUGCAGGGUAUGGAGUGGAGGGCUUGCCACCAUGCACUCACGAAACAAGAACGGCAGCAAGGGCAAAGUGCUUUAGAUGCACAAUUGCACCUAAUUCCCACAGCAGCUCCAUGAAAUUAGUACUAGUAUUAUCACCAUUUUACAGAUGAUAAAUUUUACAAAUUGGAAUCCAGGUCUGUACAAAUCAGGUUCUGUGCUGUUUUAAAAUCCUUCAGAUAUACCCAGAGCCACUGUUUCACAGCAAGUUUACAGUGAGUUUUAUUUCAUCUUCAAGAGAAUCCUGAAAUAGGCAAAUUCUAUUGUACCCAGCAAGUGAGGAAGUCAGUGCCCAGCAAGGUUGUUUAAGGUAUUCAGGAUCACACAGCAGGUUCGUUACACGCCAGGACUGGGAGGGGCCCACAGUGGAUGAAACUGUGAGGAAAUCCACAAGCACCUCUAUGUGUUCAGGAUCGGCUCCGACAGAUUCUAGUCCAAUCUCAUUCAUGACCUCAUUUGCUUUUCAGUUUAACACUGCUUGGUUUUGGCUUACUAUUUUUCCCAUGGAAACAUUUUUUAAUUAUGUCUUAUCAGUUAUUCUCCAUUUAUCCCUCCAACAAAAGGUCAGUUUUGUGAUUUUAAAAUUUACACUAUGUAGACCUUUAUCUUUCAUCAUACGCAAAAAGCAACACACAAUGAGUUUAAAUAAGACCAAAAACUGUAAAACUACUAAAGAAAACCUAGGGAAAUCUCUCCUAGAUAUUGGUCUAGGCGAAAAAUUAAUGACUAGGACCUCAAAAGCACAGGCAACCAAAACAAAAAUAGACAAGCAGGACUUAAUUAAACAAAAAAUCUUCUGCACAGCAAAAGAAAUAAUCAACAGAGUAAAGAUACAACUUGCAGAAAGGAAUAAAAUAUUUGCAAACUAUACAUCUCACAAGGGAUUAAUAUCCAGAAUAUACAGGAAAUUCAAACAACAGGAAAAAAACCUCCAAAUAAUCCCAUUAAAAAGUGGGCAAAGGAUUUGGAUAGAUUUCUCAAAAUAAGACCAACUGCUAACAGAUGUAUGAAAAAAUGCUGAACACCACUAAUCAUCAGAAAAAUGCAAAUCAAAAUCACAAUGAGAUAUCAUCAUCUUACCCCAGUCAGAAUGGCUAUUAUUAAAAAGACAAAAUAACAGAUGUUGCUAAGUAUGCAGAGAAAUGGGAACUCUUAUAUACUGUUGGUGAGAAUGCAAACUAGUACAACCAUUAUAGAAAGCAGUAUGGAGAUUUCUCUAAAAAUUAAAAAUAGAAUACCUUUGACCCAGCAAUCCCACUACUGGGUAUCUACCCAAAGAAAAAGGAAUAAUUAUAUCAAAUAAAUACCUACACCCUCAUAGUUACUGAAGCAUUGUUCACAAUGGCAAAAAUAUGGAAUCAAACUAAGUGCCAAUCAGUGGACAAAUGGAUAAAGAAAAUGUGGUAUAGAUACACAAUGGAAUAUGAUUUGGCCAUAACAAAGAAUGGAAUAAUGCAAUUUUCAGCAUCAUGGAUGGAACUGGAGAUUAUUAAGUGAAAUAAGCCAAGUACAAAAAGGCAAAUACUACCUGCUCUCACUUAUACACAUGAGAGCUAAAAAGUCUGAUCACAUGGAGGUAGAGAGUGGAAAGGUAGAUAACAGAGACUGGGAAGAGUGAGUAGCUGGGGGAGGAUGAAGAGAAGUGGGUUACAGGGUACAAAUGUACAGUUAGGUAGAGGGAAUACAUUCAAUGGUUGGUAACAGUGUAGGGUGACUAUAGUUAAACAAAACUCUAUUAUAUUCAGAAGAUGGACACCUUAAAUACCCUGACUUUGUCACUACACAUUGUAUACAUCUAACACAAUUUCAGAGGUAUCUCACAAAUUUGUACAAAUUUUUAAAAAGUUAUGCUACAGUAUACAGUCAUUUGUUGGAAGAAUCAAGUAAUUUCUUUCAUAUGUCUUCACAAAAACUAUCGAGCUUUCCACAUAUGUGAUAUAUUAUUAUACAUUUUUGAAAGUUAGAAAAAAGGAAAAGAGACUGGAAGAAAAUUACCCCCUCUGUAGGCAAUGGGUGGUUUUUCUCUUCCUUCCUGAAUGUGUCUUUGUUUUAGCACCGUUAAUGUGAAGGGGAUUGUCAAAUCUUUCCUAGUUUGAAAAUAACAGUCAGAAUAGAAACAUAAAUGUAUAGCUUAACAAAUUAUUUUAAAGCAAGUGGCCAAGUCACCAUCACCCAGGUCAGGAAUGUCCCUGGAACCCCCAGGGUAGAAGGACUAGCACCUUCCAGCCAUCCUUCCUCCUUAUCGCUGUCUUUCCUCCCCACCCGAUGACCACUGGAAUGACCUCCACAGGACACAGUUUUCUGGCACAUUUUUAUUAUUUUACCACCUAAGUUUGAGUUCCUCAACCUUCAUGUCUUCAUCUUUCUUUUUUUUUUUUUUUUUUUUUUGAGAUGGAGUUUUGCUCUUGUCGCCUAGACCAGAGUGCAAUGGUGCAAUGGCGUGAUCUCAGCUCACUGCAACCUCCACCUCCCAGGUUCAAGCAAGUCUCCUGUCUCAGCCUCCUGAGUAGCUGGGAUUACAGGUGCCUGCCACCACUCCUGGCUAAUUUUUAUAUUCUUAAUAAAGAUGGAGUAUCACCGUGUUGGCCAAGCUGGUCUUGAACUCCUGACCUCAGGCUAUCCGCCUGCCUCGGCCUCCCAAAGUGCUAGGAUUACAGGUAUGAGCCACCACGCCCAGCCCAUGUCUUCAUCUUUCCUUACUGCACUUGCAAAAGCCACAUUGCAUCUGAAUGGCACUCUUAUCUUGUCUCAAUGGAAAAAUUUCCAACAUUUCACUGUUAAGUAGGAUCUUUAGAUAACUCAUUUUUAAAUCAUUAAUGGGUGUUGGAUUUACCAAAAGCUUUUUGUGCAAAUGAAAAACAAUUAUAUGAAUAUUUUCCUUUAAUCUACUAAUAUAAAUUACAUUGACUGAUUUGAAAUGUUAAA